Messenger RNA from Amoebophrya sp. A120, 4862 nucleotides. The record is from the annotation of a GenBank genome assembly. Lineage: Eukaryota; Dinophyceae; Syndiniales; Amoebophryaceae.
CUCACUUUUAUCGUGCUUUUCUUACAAAAAUGCGUAGGCCCGUCUUGGAGGAGCUCACGUCGUUUGUAGGUACAGUAGGUACAACCACUUUGGAAAAAAUCCAAACCAUGUCUACUUCCCCUGGAGCGGCCAACGCCGCUGUGGAGCAGCGUUUCUUCGACAUGCUGGAUGCAGAUGUGAAACGGCUCGGCUCCACAACGGAAACGGAAGAGCCGGAGCGGACAAGCUUUGUAAAAGAGGCGGCUACAACAACUUCUGCAAAGGACCACGAUAUUUUCACCUCUAGUAGUUCACCUGCCUCCCUCCCCCUUUCCGACCACUCCGCGUCCCAGCUGGUGACGCUGAUUACGAAGAAGACCGCCGAGGUUGAGGAAGCGGCGCAGUCGUGGACCCGGAGGCUGAUGGCGCACCGUAGCACGGGGAUGGCGAACCAGGGCGGGACUAACAGUAUUAGUACUGCCGGUGUAAGUCCGGCGCUGCACCAGCUGGCCCUGUCCUCUGGGCUGUUCCACAGUGAGGGAGAUGGUAACAACUACCCGGAAGAUGACGAGGGAUUGUAUCACCCUCGCGCUGCGAGAGAAAAAUUCGGGAACACGGCGACCGGUGCGACAAGUGGCACAACUACUGGUUCCUCUUCUUUGACAACUACGACCAUGAAUCCUGGUAUUUCAUCCGUCCGCCCCGCCCCGGCCGCGGACGACAUCCUCGACGCGCCGCCUCCGUAUGGAUUGCAAAAAUGUCUUUGUCGGGAAGAUUGCAGCUUCUCAUGCUGAAUCCGAAUCAUGCAAAAGUCUGUGUUGCAUGAGUGCCAAAAGCUGUCCACUUUCGACCAAGUUGGGACGGAGUUUCUCAUGCAGGAUAGGCAUGAAAGAGACAUCACAGACUCUGUCAUGCUAGGUCCCGCAUUCCAGACCUCAAGGGUCAUGGAAAACCUGCAUGACAAGUUCACACUCUUCCAGACCUAGACAUUUUUGCAUUUCAUACCCUGUUGAGCAAGCUGAUGACCUCCGCGUCCAGCAGCGUGUCUGCGCGGGCGAGCCGGUUCAGCAGUGGUUCUUACCAGGGCGGUCAGGAGGUGGGGACUAGCGGCUCUUCUGCAAUCAAUUCUGCGGUUGUACUAGCUAGUGGGGCGAACAAUGCUAAUCAAAAACAAGAGCCAAAAAUCUCCUGGAUGACCAGACUUGUUCCAUCAUCAGCAUCUUCCGCGGAUCUACAAAGUAAAUCCUCGCCGAACAAAGCUGCGAUAUUGUUUCCCAGUUCGACCUCUUCCUCCCCAUCGAAGUUCCCGCAGCACUUUCGCAACCCCGCACACGAGGCGUAUAACCACGCUCUGGAGUUCUAUCCAGGAGCUGCUCCCGGCGGCGAGAGGAAUACUAAGUCCCAAUCGGGCGAAGACUUUUCCACGACCUGCGCCAGCUCGUCCAAGGGGAGUUCCUCGAGUAAUUUCCGGAACACGAUUCUCGAUCAGCAAAAUUUGCUGCUCACAGGAACGACAUCGAACACAGUUCUGGGAGGAAAUAACUAUCGCGAGGAGGACCAAGCUGCAGCUGGUGGGCUUCUUCACUACAAUCAGGAAAAAUCGCUUGCGACGUUUUACAAUCCGAAGAUCUUCGACUACCAGAAAGAGGAGGAACUUUACGCGCAGAAUCUGCAACUACUACAGUCGAGGUCCAGCACUGCAAGUUCCACCGGAGGGGGAGCCGGUAAUAUGAAUAACGUCUUCGCUGGAGCAGGAACAUCAAGCGGUGGUCGUCCAAAGUCCAGCUUUGGCACGACGACAGUCGCGACGGUUUUACCCGGUUCUAGCGACCAAGAAGAUAUACUGGGCGUUUCCAUGUCCGCAGGGACAACUUCUGCUGCAACGAAGGCUGGCAGUAUUGGAACAAUCACAGCAUCAAAUCUCUUGAUGUCCCCGUCUGCCUCGAAAGCCGUUCUUGCAGGGGGCACGUCGAGUAGCUCUUCCUCUUUCCGUGAUUAUCGGCGAAAAAGUCCCUUUCUCGGGCGGGCACGGGAAGCUGCACGGGCGGAAGCGUUGAGGGCGGCCGCGGUUGCGGAGCAGGCGGAAAUUGUGUCCUUGCGAGAUGAGCAAAGUGGCACGGUUUUUUCACGCGCAGAGGCCGCACGGGGAUCGAAAAGUAUACUUUGACGGGUUUUCGUUUUCUUUUGGGCGUCGAAGAUUCAUAUGUUCUUGUGCCUGUUGCAUGGUAAGUAAAUAGCCGGUCGUUUUUGCUACAUGCUUGCUUGCUUGUACGGAGUUCCUACUCGUGAAGACACCACUCUUACUCAUUUAUUCCUGUGAUUCCUAUCAACAGACGCCACGAGAUCCUCUGCCUCCUCAUCGCACCAACUCGGAGAUGGACAUCAACAGUCUCCAGCGGGUGGAGGUCUCUACUGGUCAACCAAGCGCACCUCGUCUCCUUCCAAAAACCUGCAUUUUGCGAGCCUGAACAGCGACCGGUAUUUGUCCAAUAUGUACAGCACCAGCCCGAGCAAGAAGUAUGACGGGGACAUUCUAGGUUACAGCAAGAACCACCUGAAUGUCAUGCGCCGGGAAAACGGCGCGGACAUUUUGGAAUACGCAGCGAGGACAUCACGUUAUGGGAUAUCGCAAGAGCUACCGGCUGCAGGAGACGACUUCGCCGAGGCAGAGGCCCAACGACUUCUUUUUCUUGCGAAAAUGCAAGGGGCGGAAGGAGUUUCUCCGAACGGAAAUCAAAAGCAACGCACACCGCUGUACCAAAUUCCUCCAUUGCCGCCACCAGCGCAGCUGUCUUCUCAUGGUGCCUCCGCGUCCUCGAAGAAGCAGAACAACUUUCCCAAGCCUGAGUGGUCUCCGGAAAUUGAUAAGUUUUUGCAGUCCACCUCUGUUUCGAGCAGCAGGUCUGGUGCAGGAGAACAGCAGCAGCUGCAGCUCCGCUUGAAACAAGCACAGGAAAAUAACCCGCCGCUCGGGCAUUCGCAGCUGAUGAUUCCCGGCAGUAUUAGCAAAGUGUCCGGGGCGGGGACCCCUUCUGCGACCCCAGGACUACAGCACGAGCCGUUGACUAUGAGCAGCAGAGUGCUGUCUGCGCCGACGUCGACGUCGUAUACCGGACAACUGGUGGCGCACAUGGGAGGUGGAGCAGGAAGUUAUAGAGGGCAAACUAACAGUAUGAGUAUUCGGUUGCAAGACCAAUACCCUCCGGCGCAUUCCGCUUUUGAUAAUUCAAUAAUCUCCACACCCUACGAGGAAUAUGCGUCGAGGCCCUACGCGGUUUCCAAUUCGUCGAGGCAGUUGCUACAACUCCAGCAGAACAACAUGCUGAACCAGUCUACAACUUCACAGCCCUUUCGCUCUGCGUCGUCCAGCAGAGGCGUGCUCGGACCGAGAAGAUUCUCAACCGAGCAGGAGAAUCUUGAUUUAGAUCAGCAGGAGCUUUUUUACGACCCCUCCCGCGUGUACGUGGAUCACGGGCGAAAAUACGACGAACCGCCGAAACGCAGUCCGCGCUGGUGGGAGACGGAGUUCAAACCGCCCGCGAGGGUCGUUUCGAGCGCCUCGCGCUGCACGACGCCGGCUGCUGGCGGUGUGCACAGCGGAAUGAUGAGUCACGCAUUAUCUGCUUCUGCUUCGUACAGUGCCUGUAGCACCCCGGGACUGCUGGCCCGGAAGCGCAGCAGCGGUAAUAUCAUUUUCCCGGGCACCCCGAGCGUUGCGGGGGGCGCCUUGCAAACCGCGAGGAGCACCAGUGGUUCGGUCAGCGGCAGCACGAGCUUGGGGCGCAGCUCCAGGUAUUAGUAUACAUAGUAAAAGUCGAUACCUUAGAUUUAUUUGCAAAAGAAAACCCCCGCUCUUACUUUGAAGGAUAUUUGUGAGUCAGAGGCUGGCAGUCUCGUGUUGAAGUUGAAGUUUUGAAAAAUUUAUUUUCAGUUCCAUUGAUAAAAAUCGCAGGCGGCGCAGCCGUAGCUCCUCCAAGCGAGCUCGAACGCCAACGGUAGCUCCGCCGGUCCUGGACGGGAAACCACUGCAUGCGUAUUGACUGGAGUUUACUUUGUAUUCGUUGAUUUUUUUGCAUGAUUCAUGCACGGAAUAUAAAACAUACUGCAGUGUACUUGUGAACUCACUAAAUUCAUCAAUCAGAUUCCACGCACCCGCUCCGGCCGGAACCUGGGGCCCGUCCCUUGUCAAGCUGAACACGCACAUCUACCCGGAGCAGCGACUGACACGUAGUUAAUUACUCUUAGGUAGUUAGUGACGAAGCGCUGGCUAUUCCAACUCAGAGCACGCCUGUGCUACAAAUUUGCUUUUCGUUUUUGAUUUUGUGCAGCACCACUUCGGAAAUCUAUAUGUGCAAAAAAAAACCUAAUCCGUAAAACUACAGGGCACAAAGACAAAGUGUACGACAAAGUCACCGACGCGCACUUUAAAGUUCCGCUAAACCCCCGGAGUUUCCAGCAGCACAGCGAGGCCAUGCGAAAGUUCCGACACCAGACGCGGGAUCGGGGCUGGGUGCCGUGAUAGGGUUAAACUGCCCCCUCGUUGCUCCGUUUUAACGGUUUUUUGACGAACACGGACUACAUCUACGACAGCCUUGAGCAUUGCUGACUACAACAGCCUUGAGCUUUGGAUGAAAAUUGAAUGCCUCCUCACUGACAACGCGCGUAUGGUUUUUAUUGAAUCGCGAAGUAAUAUGAAAGACGCAAAUCUGAUCAAACAGAGGGGGAAUAGAUGAGCCAGCUCCCAGUACUUUUCAGGCCAUUUUUCUUAUGGGGUCGUCAACGUUGUAUUUGCCUCAGACCGUAAAAAAAAUUCUGCGCGCAUUUUUUCGCGGCGCAAAGCUAGUAAACCUGUGCACGCUAGUGAGGGGCUGACUUGAACGCGG